Molecule: messenger RNA, 6405 nt
Organism: Prunus armeniaca (apricot)
Lineage: Eukaryota; Viridiplantae; Streptophyta; Magnoliopsida; Rosales; Rosaceae
Source: the annotation of a GenBank genome assembly
AUGUUGGUUUUGCUCCCCAUGCCUCAUGCCACUCAUGCUGAGCUGAAAGACCAUCUGUUUCGCUGCCCUUUCGAGGUAUUUUGGGGCUUAAUUUUCGAACCUAAACGAAAGGGGGCAAUCUCCUCAGUCCGCCUUUUGCAGCAGCCCAGCCCGUUAGCUGCAGGAAGAAAAGGUCCCCUACAUAAAUUGGCGACUCUGCUGGGGAUUAAGCCAUUAUCUUCAUCAAUGCCUCCAAGAAAGAAGAACAGAAGCAACAACAUAACUUCCCAGGAUGGGCCAAGCCAUGCUGACUCAGAGUCAAGGCAACAUGCCUCUUCUAGAGAGGAAGAACGUGCAAGUGAGGGAACUUUUACCCUCACAGAUCUUGUUGCAGCCAUUCGUGCUAUGGGUGAGACCCAGAGGGAGAUGGCAGAGAUGAUAAAAGAACUCAAAAAUUCGGCUCCAAAGCCAAGUGAAGUGAAUGAGAAGCACCCACAGGAGGAAUCUGCUGCUGCCGGAAAGGAGUCUGAGCAGAAGGGACCAUCUUUUGUCACUCAGGAGGACGUUGUUGCCAUGCUGGAAAAGGAGCUGAGCCGAAGUCAGGAAGAUUGGAAGUAUCUUCCUAAGCCGCCGUAUCCGUCAAGCUUACUCCAGCAGCCAUAUCCUAAAGGCUAUGAAGCACCGACCUUUGUCCUUUUUGAUGGACGAAAGGGGAGCCCGAAGGAGCAUGUCAAUCGCUUCAUCGAUGCCUUGGGACCGUAUGCUGGUGAUCAUAAUCUUCGACUUAGAGAAUUUUCAAAGAGUCUCACCGAUCGUGCUUACACAUGGUAUACAACGUUGGCACCAGGCUCUAUUCAUUCCUGGGAAAGUCUGGCAAGCAGGUUCUGUAAGAAGUAUUUCCAGCAUGAAGAACGAGUCACCACCACUCAACUCAACAACACUCGCCAAAAGCAUGGUGAGGAUCCUGUGGACUUUGUACGCAGGUUCCGGGACCUGGCAUUGGAUUGCUAUGAUGAGAAAGACGAGGAGGCGCUUGUUGAAAUUUGCAUCAGCAAUAUCGUGGCAGAUUAUAGAGUGUAUUUGGAGAAUAUUGGCAUUAGUCAAUUUUCUCGGCUGCUGGAAGCUGUGAGGAAGACGAGCAUGUCCGUCAAGCCACCAGGACAAAGGACUUGGAGGAAUGAGAAGAAGGAAGCGCAUCAGGCAUUAGCAAUAGAUGACAAGCCAUCCAACGACUACAAUUCACGCAAACGGAAGGAUAGAGAGACGUAUCCACCACUACCAUGCAAAGAUGAAGAAUUUCAUGCUAUCCUUGACACAAUGAUUGCUGAUGGCGUAAUCAAACCUGUCAGACCCUACAAGGUUCCUACUCGAGAGGAAAAGAACGAUCCUAGGUACUGCCGUUAUCAUCAAUUUGUGGGGCAUCCAACCACUGCCUGUCAGAGUCUGAGGAGGAUUUUACACGCCAAAAUACAUGAGGGAGUCCUUGAACUUCCCUUUAGGAAGCAAACGAUUGAUGAAGACCCCUUGCCAAAACGAAGGGGAAAUGAGGUAGCCGCUGUCAUUACAUGUUCUGAUGAUUUGCUUGAUGAUGAUGAAUUGUGCCACCCUUGGAGGAAUGACCCAAAGCCGCCGGAAGCCGUAUGGGAACCUUGCGGAAACAUGGAAAAAGCAUAUUGGUGUAAAUAUUCGAGGCCUUCAAGUUACAACACACCAUGGCCACUCGCUGAUGGAUGGGGUGACAACUCAGGCAGCGAAAUUUUUGUUUUGGACAUGCCGGAAGAACGCUACUCGGGGGCUUUAUCGGAGCAGCAGGAAGCAGCUGCCGUGACAUUUCACAAUAUCACGGAAGCUGAAACAAGUGUGAUGGAACGUUAUUUAAGCAUGAAACAGGGGCCCACAGCUUCACAGGUCCUUCAAAGAAACCCAAAGUUCAAAUCACUCUUUGACCAACUUGGCUUCGGGCCUCAAGCAAGAGAAGCAGCUGCUGUAGCCCUGAUGAAUAUCUUUGAGGAGUCUAAUUCUCAAUGCUUUACAACUCAACCACAAGGGUCAUUCUUGGGAAAUGACAAUGCUAUUGUCUUUACGGACGAAGACAUGGAAGUUCCAUACCCGGACCAUAGGAGGCCGCUUUACUUGGAGGGACAAAUCAAUGAUGUGUUCAUAAGGAGAGCGUUGGUGGACACGGGUUCCUCUGUCAACAUAUUACCUCUGUCUGUGCUUACGGCAGCUGGUAUCCCAUUGUCCAAAAUUGUCCAAUCACAAACAAACAUCAAUGGUUUCGGGAAUAAGAGUGAGGUCACAGUCGGGCAUCUACAAGUACAUUUGAAGGUUGGGCCAAUUCGGUCACUUACUAAGUUCUAUGUUGUGGAUGUGGAUAUGGCUUACCAUGCUUUGCUUGGAAGGCCAUGGCUCAACAAGCAUAAGCUUGUGGUCUCUACCUAUCACCAAUGCGUAAAAGGAAGGAUUGGGCUGAGGCCGCUACGCAUACCUGGAAACCAAGCACCUUUCAACAAAGAUGAAGCUCACUACUCUGAGGCGGAAUUCUACACUGAAUGCACAGGUGCUGGAAGCAAUCCAUCCAAAGAUUUCGGGACCUACCUUCCUUCGUGGACUGAAAUUCGUGAUUUAAGCAAUGAGGAGCUCAUCACCAUUGUUGAUCGAGAGAGAAAGAGGCACUCGGAAGUCAACAACCAUGCCUAUGAUCAUCCCCAAUGCUCAAAGUUGUGGGAGUUCCACAACAAGGCACCCAUGCCUUGUGCUUUCCAAGAACCGAUGGCAGCACCCAGACACAUGCAAGAUGGGUCGGCAGCAGUAGCUAAGCAGCUGGAAACAAUUGAUUUGAGUGAGGAUCCCUCUGCCCCGAGGCCCAUUCUCAUAAGUGUUCAUUUAACAAGUGAGGAGAGGGUGGCCUUGGUAUCUUUGCUAAAGGAAUUUCGAGAUGUGUUCGCUUGGAGCUAUGAGGAGAUGCCUGGCUUAAACCCAAGCUUAGUAAGUCAUACUCUGAAUAUUGAGCUUGGUACAAAACCUAUCGUGCAGGCAAGAAGGAAUUUUCAUCCUGAAGUUGAGAAGCAAAUCAAGGUGGAAAUUGAGAAGUUGUUAGCUGCCGGAUUUAUUAAGCCAAUCAAGCAUCCUACGUGGCUAGCAAAUAUUGUCCCUGUGAAAAAGAAAACCGGUGUGAUCAGAAUAUGCACGGAUUAUCGAGACCUCAACCGAGCUUGCCCAAAGGACGAGUUCCCGCUGCCUAACAUGGAUAUCUUAAUUGAUUCGACCUCGGGUCAAGGCUUGUUGUCAUUCAUGGAUGGGUUUAGUGGCUACAAUCAGAUCAAGAUGUCUCCCAAGGAUGCCGAGAAGACAGCCUUUCGAACACCGUAUGGGAAUUUUUAUUAUACGGUCAUGCCAUUCGGCCUCAAAAAUGCUGGCGCCACCUACCAAAGAGCCAUGACAGCGGUGUUUCACGACAUGAUGGGAAAAGAAGUCGAAGAUUAUGUGGAUGACCUUGUGGUGAAGUCCAAAACCAGAGAAGGCCAUCAAGAAGUUUUAAGAAGAGUGCUGGAAAGGUGUCGGCUGUACGGUUUGAAGAUGAAUCCAAAGAAGUGUGCGUUCGGGGUUUCAUCCGGUAAAUUCUUGGGGUUUCAAGUACACCAGCGUGGCAUAGACGUGGAUCCUGAAAAGACUAAAGCCAUAAAUUCUCUUGCACCGCCUAAAAACCCAAAAGAAUUGAAAAGCUUUAUGGGAAGAUUAUCGUAUAUUCGGCGCUUUAUCCCAGGUCUUGCUGCCACCAUGAGUGCUUUUACUCCAUUCAAGAAAGGCAAGCCGUAUGAAUGGAGUGAGAAGUGCCAAAAAGCUUACAAGAAGGUGCAACAAAUAAUCACCAAGCUGCCCACUAUGAAAGCACCUAUUCCGGGGCUUCCUCUCAAGCUUUAUUUGGCUGCAACAAACACAGCGGUUGGUGCCUUACUUGCUCAAGAUGAUCACAGUGGGGAAGAAAGUCCUAUUUAUUACGUAAGUAGGCAACUAAGGGGAUCUGAAGUAAGAUAUCCAAAAACUAAACUCUUGUGCCUUGCUCUUGUUUAUGCUGCACAGCGCUUGCGGCAUUACUUCCUUGCUCACAAGCUACAUCUCAUGGUGAAGUCCGAUCCCGUAAGAUAUUUGCUUACAAGGCUGGUAUUAUCCAGACGCCUUGCACGUUGGUUGCUACAACUGUCCGAGUUUGAUAUCACCUGCACCACCCCAAAAGCUAUUAAAGGGCAGGCCGUGAUUGACAUGUUGGCUCUAUUUCCCGAAGUUGAAGAAUCAACAAUCUCUAAGGAAGUUCUGGGAGAGCUGCCGGAAACGGUUGCUGUUGUCACAGAGGUAGAACCAUGGACCCUCUACUUCAAUGGGUCUUCUACAUCGAAGGGUGGAGGGGCAGGUGUGGUGCUUGUCAAUCCCGAGGGGCAAACCACGGCCCUCUCGUUUAAGCUAAAUUUCCCAUGCACAAAUAAUACGGCAGAGUACAAAGCUUUUAUUGCAGGAAUGUCUACAGCAAGGGAAAUGGGUGUCGAAAGAAUUAAAAUUAUUGGGGAUUCAAACUUGGUGCUGAGUCAAUUACAAGGAAAUUUCGCCGUGAAGGAACCAGCAUUGGCACCAUAUCGUACAGCUGCUGAAAGGCUUGUUCGUUCGUUCAAACAGGUUGUGUUGGAACAUAUCCCGGGAGUCACUAAUAGAUAUGCUGAUGCGUUGGCCACUUUGGGGUCGAGGCUCUCAUUUAUUGAAGAACAGCCCAAUAUUGCAGUAAUCAAGAAGGACACGCCAGUUGUUGAAGCAAUGGCUCAAGAGGAGCAGCUGGAAGAGGAUGACUGGAGGAAGCUUGUGAAAGAAAAAAUAGGCAAAGGAAGCGACAUCAAAGAAUUGAAGGAUUAUGCGAUCAUCUUUGGGGAACUGUACAGACGCCUUCCGGGAGGUAUUUUGACCCGCUGCAUAGGGAUAACAGAAGCACAGGAGAAGCUUCAAGAGGUACAUGAGGUUACUUGCAAUUUGGAGCCAAUAAUUAGCUUGUACCGGCGCCUACAGCGCAAGGGUUAUUACUGGCCAGAAAUGAGGAAACAAGCAGCUGAAAUACAAGCCAAUUGUCCCAAGUGUGCAAAGAUACCUUCCACCGAGGAAUCAUUCACCGUCUCGUUUGCGGAGGAUUGGAGGGCUCCAUACUUGGCAUCCUUCAUCAAUGGAGUCUUACCAACCAAUCCCAAGCAUGCACGCAAGCUCAAAAGGACAAUGAAAAGAUACUUCAUAGAUGGGUCAACUCUUUACCGUAAGGGGUUUAAUGGUGAGCCAUUAAAAUGCUUGGGAAAGUCAGAGGCACAACAAGUCAUGCAAGAGAUUCAUGCUGGAGAAUGUGGUGAACACCAAGGAAUGAAGAAGCUUUACCGGCAGCUGUUGAGUGUUGGGUAUUAUUGGCCUACAAUGAAGAAUGAUGCAUACGACUUUGUGAAGAGGUGUCACACAUGUCAAGUUCAUGCCAAUUUAAGUCAUAAGCCUCCCACGCUGCUGCAAGACAUGCGCACUCCUUGGCCCUUCCAUACUUGGGGGCUUGAUUUGAUCGGGACUAUCCAUCCACCAUCCGACAGCUACAUAUGGAUCCUCACGGCCACCGAAUAUUUCACAAAGUGUGUAGAAGCGGUUCCCUUGCGAAAGGCCACGGGAGCUGCCGUUGCCAAUUUCAUCCGUGAGAAUAUUGUAUGUAGAUUUGGGAUCCCAUACAAGAUUGUCACCGACAAUGGCACCCCGUUUGUCAAUAAGCAAGUAAGCUCGACACUUAGUGGUUAUGGUAUCAAGCAUCGUCGCUCCACGCCCUAUUAUCCACAAGGAAAUGGUCAAGCGGAAGCCACAAACAAGACUUUAUUGAGGAUCCUAAGCAAAAUGGUUUAUGAGUAUGAAGGAGGUUGGAGUGUUCACCUGCCGGAUGCUUUAUGGGCUUACCGCACCUCUUCAAGAAGUGCCACAGGUUUCUCGCCCUAUUCGCUUGUGUACGGGUCCGAUUCCAUUUCACCAGUAGAGAUUACCAUCCCCACUGCCAGAAUAGCAGCUGUUAACGACCUCGAAUGGGAUUCAAAAUCAUGCUCGGAAUGGCGCCUGUUGGACCUUGAAGCUUUGGAUGAAAAAAGAGCGGUAGCCGAGAAGAAGACAGCAUUGUACCACAGAACCGUAGCUCAAGCCUAUAACAGGACAGUCAAGCCUCACGCCUUCAAGCAAGGAGACCUCGUGCUAAAAGUUGCGGAGCAUGUGAGAAGACAGGUGUCGGGACCUUCCAAGUUUGCGCCACAAUGGGAAGGUCCGUUUCCAGUCAAAGAAGUUCACAGCAGCGGCUAUUAUCGCUUGGUCUCUGUCAAGGAAGGCACGCUGACCGACCCCGUCAAUGGGAAGUGGCUCAAGCUCUAUUACUGCUAA